AGCCGCACAACGCGCAUGCUCCAAGCGCGGCGCCCCCGACUUGGAGCUCGGCUCGGCUCGGGCAUUUCCGCCUCUUUGUUUUAAACUCCGGACGGGUUUUUUUUCUCCUCCUCUUGGGGGGGACCCGGAGGGAGCGGCGCCCCCUCCCCCUCCCGGCGCGGCCCCCGCGUUCGCCCCGCUCGCCCGCAGCCCGAGACCGCAGGCUUCACCAUGUAGCGGUACUCCAGGCUGUCAUUCUCAGAAAAUGGAAAGAGAGCAGAGGCCAGGAGGAAGGUGCAGAAGCGAGCCCAAGCCCGGAGCGAGGCAGGAGCAUCGUGUCGGAGUGGUGGCCUGAAGCCCCCAUGCCCCGGCAAAGGGACAGACAGGCAGACGUCUAGAGGAGGAGCCAAAGAUGCUGACCAGGAAGGUCAGGCUGUGGGACAUCAACGCCCACAUCACCUGCCGCCUGUGCAGCGGGUACCUCAUUGACGCGACCACGGUGACCGAGUGUCUGCACACGUUCUGUAGGAGUUGCCUGGUAAAGUAUUUGGAAGAGAAUAACACCUGCCCGACGUGUCGGAUCGUGAUCCAUCAGAGCCACCCGCUGCAGUACAUCGGUCAUGACAGAACCAUGCAAGAUAUUGUUUACAAAUUGGUACCAGGCCUCCAAGAAGCGGAAAUGAGAAAACAGAGGGAAUUCUAUCACAAACUGGGCAUGGAGGUGCCCGGAGACGUCAAGGGGGAGGCUUGUUCUGCGAAGCAGCACGUGGACCCCCACCGGAAUGGUGAAACCAAAGCAGAUGACAGUUCAAACAAAGAGGCCACAGAGGAGAAGCCAGAGGAGGACCACGACUACCACAGGAGUGACGAGCAGGUGAGCAUCUGUCUGGAGUGCAACAGCAGCAAACUGCGGGGGCUGAAACGGAAAUGGAUCCGCUGCUCCGCCCAGGCCACGGUCUUACAUCUGAAGAAAUUCAUCGCCAAGAAACUCAACCUUUCAUCUUUCAACGAGCUGGACAUUUUAUGCAAUGAGGAGAUCCUGGGCAAGGACCACACACUCAAAUUUGUGGUUGUCACAAGGUGGAGAUUCAAGAAGGCGCCUCUCCUGCUGCACUACAGACCCAAGAUGGACUUGCUGUGAGCAGCACCCGCACCUGCAGACUUGGCCCUCACACCCCUGGGCGUCCCGUGCGGGUGUCCUCGUGGCCACGCACUUCAGAAUGUCGCCUCUGGGUGUCGUGUGGACCAGACUUCUGAAUAGAGAAUAUUUAUAACUUUUGUAUGAGAGAAUUCACACUCGACAAGACACUACCAGCACCACGUUUACAGAGGAUGAAAACACUUCACAGUUUCGUGUAGCUGAAUGAUGCUCUUCUCUUUGCUUCAGUUCACAGACCAGAGUCAUAAAUGUAGUGUGACACGGUUUGAAAGUCACCUUCCUGACACAGAUCACCUUUGCUUGUUUCCAGGUCUCAAUUAAUCUGAGUUCAUUUCAGUUUAGUUUAUGAAUUAGGUUUAUGGUAAGCCUCAAAAAUACUUGUACUUUUAUAGAAUCCUUCCUAAGUUAUUGAAAAAAUAUCUUUUCAUGGUGAAUGAUGAUAUUUAUGUUGCCUUUAGCUUCCUGAAGACUUGGAAGAUAUAUAAAAGUUUAAUUUAAAAGCAUACCAAAAGAAGUUUCCAUUAAUGUUAUGAUUUAACCACAGUAUUUAAUUUCCCACUUUAUGAAACACAACAAAGACAGUAGCCUCUAACUCAUUAGCCUCUGUGUUGUGUGACAUUGUAGGCUGGUCAGCGCGCAGACUCUCUUGGGACACACGCUCAGCACAGGCUGGGUGAGGGGGUUCCUGCACCCACCACAGCCCGGUCACAGACACGGGGUUGCGAUUUCUGACACACUCAGCAGGGU
This is a messenger RNA of Propithecus coquereli (Coquerel's sifaka), 1885 nucleotides long. It is a transcript of the gene PCGF3, whose product is annotated as polycomb group ring finger 3. The transcript is spliced from 11 exons. Gene Ontology annotation, biological process: regulation of transcription by RNA polymerase II. The coding region runs from base 392 to 1120 and encodes 242 amino acids. Gene Ontology annotation, cellular component: PRC1 complex. NCBI's taxonomy places the organism in Eukaryota, Metazoa, Chordata, Mammalia, Primates, Indriidae. The record is from RefSeq and is a predicted model, not a curated record.